Molecule: messenger RNA, 1257 nt
Organism: Caenorhabditis remanei
Lineage: Eukaryota; Metazoa; Nematoda; Chromadorea; Rhabditida; Rhabditidae
Exons: 6
Coding region: 1-1257 (418 amino acids)
Biological process (GO): lipid metabolic process
Source: RefSeq, a predicted model, not a curated record
AUGCGACUAGCUCUUCUCCGUCUUUUUUUCGUUUUUGUUUUUCUAUUAGCUUCAUGUGAUGCGAGAUGGUUCGGAAAGUUUGGAAGGCAACAGCCGAAAGGGCUUCCUGUUAUUCUUGUGCCUGGAGACGGUGGGAGCCAGCUGGAGUCGAAUCUAACCGGAAAACCAACAGUGGUGCAUUACGUGUGCUCUAAGCAGACCGCCGACUAUUUCGACCUUUGGCUCAACCUUCAACUCUUCACACCGCUGGUUAUCGAUUGUUGGGCGGAUAAUAUGCAACUCGUCUUCAACUCGACCACUGGAUUAUCCGAUAAUAUGCCUGGAGUCGAUAUACGGGUCGCUGGAUUCGGUGCAACUGAAGGUGUCGAGUGGCUGGAUAAGAGCAAGGCGUCCCAGGGAAGAUACUUUUUUGAUAUUGUCGAUUCGAUGGUUUCUUGGGGAUAUAGACGGGGAAAGGAUGUGGUUGGAGCGCCGUUCGAUUGGAGACGAUCGCCCAACGAACUCAACGAGUACCUCAUUCAACUCAAGACCCUCAUCGAGACCACUUAUCGCUGGAAUGACAACAGGAAGAUCGUGUUGGUUGGGCAUAGUAUGGGCAACCCGUUGUCAUUGUAUUUUUUGAACAAUUAUGUGGAUCAGGCCUGGAAGGACAAAUAUAUCAAUAGUUUCGUGAGCCUCGCCGCACCAUGGGCGGGAUCCAUGCAAAUCGUCAGACUAUUCGCUUCUGGAUACAAUAUGAACUAUUAUCGAGUGAUUUUGCCGCCAAGCAAGUUGAGAGCUAUGCAGAGAUCCUUCACCUCAUCAGCAUUCCUGUUCCCAUCACCGGUAGCAUGGAAACCACACGAAAUCCUGGCUACGACUGCAGAGAAGAACUAUACCGUUCAAAAUAUCAAAGAAUUUUUCCAAGACAUUGACUACAUGACCGGCUGGGAGCAAUACCAACAGGCCGCCCGUCUCAACGGUAACAUCUCGGCUCCAGGGGUCCCCGUCCAUUGUAUCUACGGGACUGGGGUGCCGACACCGGAGAAAUUCGAAUGGGCGCCGGGGUACUUUCCGGAUUAUCCACCGACUGAGUUCAUGGGUGACGGCGAUGGGACGGUGAAUAAGAAGUCGGCGACGGUUUGCACGAAUUGGAUUGGGAAUAAUGGCGGGAAGAAGGUGACGGUUCAUGAGGUAUUUCAGGCGGAUCAUAUGGCUAUUCUCAAACAUCCAAAUGCUAUUGAACUCGUGAGAAAAGCCAUUUUUGAGGAGAUUUGA